AAAAGGUAUCUGUAAUCGCACACUACCCACCGUUCACCGUUCACCGUUCACCGCCCACCCCCCACAACGGAAUACAGGAGACUCUUCAGCCGAAGUCUAUCAGACCACAAGAACAGCAACGAUCCACCUUACCAACMGACCAAGCAAGGAAGCAAGCAAGCAAGCAACUCCAUCGAGCACAGCACAGAACAGAAACACCAAUCUCAAAGAGCGAUGAAGAAUCUCGGCCCGGCGUUUCUCCUUUUCGGCGCCCUCGCGGCGACCGCAUCCGCCUUCUCCCCGGGGGCUCACCGCGCACGAGAGGCGGGUGCUGCUUCUCGGACGGCCCCGGGUGCCCCGCUGUUUGUCUCCACCAGCAGCCGGCCCUCCCGGGCGUCCGUGGAGGAGGACGAGGCCCUGGAGAUUUUCCAGAAGGCCCAGGACUUUGCCUUUUCCGACGACGAGGCCGUCCAGGGAUCUUCCUCCCUGACCGACGAGGAGGCCCUCCUGACCGAGUCGCGUUACUGGCUGCGGGAGAUGAUCCGGGUCCAGAGCGGCUGCGCCACCGGGACGAUCGCCGAGAAGGGCGUCUGCGAGAACCAGCUCGGGGCGGCGGAAAUCGUCGGCCGUCUCCGGUUCCGGAUCGAGAAGCACGAGAAGAGGCUGGAAAAGCGUAGCAAGGGGUGAGUCCUUCGUUGUCGUUCUUGUCGUUGUUGUUGUUGUUGUUGUCGUCGUUGUCGGAAGUGAAACGAAUCAGCGCGGGCACACGCAAACGAAAAGGGUAUGGUUGUUGGUCACUUGCAAGCACUCGCUCAUCGCAACAAGUGUCGUCUCAUCCAAUUUGUUUUGUAUUUCUUGGUUCUCGCGUGAUACCUCGUCCGGUUUGGCUUGCAACGCAACGCAACGCAACGCAUUGCAUCGCUCCGAUCUACAACAAACAGAUCCGAUUCGGUCGUUCCCACGAUCGCUACCGAGCUGGCUCUGGGGGCCCUCCUGGUGGUGGUGGCAAUCUUUUGGGCGACCCUGGACCUCGGCCAGCGCCACGACGACCUUCCUUCCCUCAACAACUUCCAGGAUUUUUUGAGCGUCGUGGAGGAAAAGGAAUACCAGUUUUUUGGUGGGCUGGGCCAAUGAUGGUGGUGCACCGCCUCGCCUCGCGACGAACCAAACCAAACCAAACCGAAACACGACCUUACUGUAAGCAAAACUGCACGACAUGGAUCGCUACGAGACGAGACAGAAACUGGAAUCGUUGUGGAGGUAGUAACCAGCUGUGGACGGGGAAAUACGGAGCGAUUUGUUCUUCGUGUUUUAUCUUCAUAACACGUCACAUUGGUACACCAUAUAUACGGGAUGAUUGUUAUCCUGGAAAUGUAUUCAAUGGAUGAAAGCGGGGCAAAACAAAACCGACAUCCAAGAAUGCAUUCCAGUACAACGAAGAAUUGUAGCCCAAUGGAAGGAAAAAAUAGUAAUUAUUGUCACGACGAUGCUGUUGGUGGGAGCUGCGACGAAGAAGCACAACAGAACAAACAGGACAGAACGAGCAACAAACCAAUCAACUUUCGAUCGAAACCAUAAAAGUCAAUAGAAAUGUAUACAUGCA
Molecule: messenger RNA, 1582 nt
Organism: Pseudo-nitzschia multistriata
Lineage: Eukaryota; Bacillariophyta; Bacillariophyceae; Bacillariales; Bacillariaceae
Source: the annotation of a GenBank genome assembly